UUCCAUGAAAUGCGACGUUAAAACAGUACGGCAGCGCGACUUUUUGAUGGUACAAAAAUUUGUUUUUGUUUUUCAGUAUUUUCUUGCCAGUGAAAUUGAAUAGAUGUUUUUGUUCUUGUUUACGUUCCUCUGUUAAUUAAUUUCUCAAAUUUCACCGCAUUUGUUUCAGUCUGCAUUUUAAUUGAAAGUACAUAAAAAUUUAACAUAUUUUCUUGAAAGCAAAAAUAUUUCUGUGGUUAUGAAAUCAAUGGUACCUGGAGUAAAUAAUUUUAGUCCUGAACAUUUUGCACAGUGAAAAAGUGAAAAAAGUGAUUAAGCAACAACAUACAACAUGUAUGGGCAUAUGUGAAUUCGAGAAAGUGGCAUUGUGAAAGUAAAUAAAAGCAAUAAAUAAAAAAGGCAAUUAUUGGAAAAGUACAAAAAUCCAUACAUAUUAAAAGUUCUAUCGUACAUAUCGACGUUUCUUGAAGUUAUAAAUUAGGCUACUUUGCCACAGCGAUAAGAGAUAAGUGAAGAAGAGUACAUCGAAACAAGGCAUAUGGUGGAAGCUCAUUGUUCAUUGGAAUUGGACAAAUUGCUGUCCAAAACAACAAAAAGCUAUCAAGCUUUCGGUAUGUCGAGUCGCACUUAACUAAUCAGUCACUCGCCAGCCACCAAGAUGACGCAGAGCAGCACGGAUUUCACGCAGAUCCAUCACGCAACUAGCGAAAAAGAGCAAGAAGCAGCCGCUACAGCAUCGUUACAACCGCCCGCUACACAGACAGUGACUUCCCCGGCCAACAACCAGAAUUGUGAUAUAUUAUUGGGGAACUUCCAGAUAAAAAAGAAACGCUACCGCGUCUUGCUCAAUUAUGAUCACAUCGUUUGGGAGCGACUGAAGGCGAAGAAGUGUAGCGCGGACACAGAAGCUGAGUGCUAUUUGAAACAAGGCGCAGUUUAUGGCAAACAUACAAAUGUGCUACAUAUAAACGAACUAAUCAGGGUUAGCAAGGGCAAUACAAAGUCAGCGGCAUUACGUAUAGAGGCACCACAGCCGUUAGCGGCCGAUUUUGGUGCACACAUUGCGGGGGAACAGCACAACAGCAAUACGCCGCCGACCGAACAGUACCUGGUCUUAUGGUACGCUGAGCGAAUUGUCCGCUCAGCAACGGAUUGUAACCGCUGGGAUGUUCACAAGCUGGUGUUAUACAAUGCAGAUGCGUACAUUGUGCGACAGUGGCAUGCGCUGCUCAAUAAAAUGCUAGCAAAUACCGCGCCCAUGCGCUUGCGUGUACGUCGGCUGUUGGUCUUCAUCAAUCCAUAUGGUGGGCGCAAGCGUGGUCUGCACGUCUACGAACGUCACUGUAAGCCACUAUUCCAAUUGGCUGGCAUCGAUGCGUCCUGCAUUAUUUCUCAACGCUCAAAUCAGAUACGCGACAUUCUACUGAGCCAUGAUUUGACGCCCUUCGAUGCAGUCUGUUGUGUCGGCGGUGACGGUACUGUUGCGGAGGUAAUUAACGGUCUCAUCUUUCGCGCUAUAUGUGAUGCGGGCCUGGAUGCACGCCAACCGCCAUACGUGCCAAAGCCAGCGCUGCCGGUUGGCAUAAUACCGGCGGGUAGCACGGAUACGGUCGCAUACAGUCUGCACGGCACUUCUGAUGUGCGCACCGCCGCCAUACAUCUGAUUUUGGGUCAACAACGCGGCAUGGAUGUUUGUAGUGUACGCAAUCGCGAGGGCGUCAUGCGCUUUUGUGCGAGUGUCUUGUCCUAUGGCUAUUUGGGUGAUGUGGCGGCGAAGAGUGAGCGUUAUCGUUGGAUGGGUACGAAGCGCUAUGAAUUUGCCGGUGUGAAAACGUUCCUCAAAAACAUUGGCUAUGAGGCGGAAUUGAGCGUGCUGCAGCCCAUUAGGGAGUCCAAUAUAUCUGCUGUAGUAGAAACUAAUGAAACGGGUGCUGCGUGUGUUGAAAGCACGAUUUGCUGUGCGAAUUGUACGCGUUGCGAAGCGAUUAGCAUGCAAGAAGCAGCGCAAACAUCCAAGCGUGCCAUGCUCAAGAAAGCGAUAUUGGCGGGUGUGGUUGGGACGGCGUUAACUAAUGACGAUGAGUUGCCUUCAUCGUCAAAUGCCUCGCUGAAGAGUUGUGAAGACUAUAUUGAUGAACGUGUGGUUGAUACACAUACAGACAGCAACAUUUGUAUGAACAACGAACCUGUGAAGAAAAUAGAUUUGACGAGCUGUGAUAAAAAGUCUGACGUUGCGCCUAAAGUUGCGGCUGCCGAUGAAACUCAGUGGAAAACGGUGAAUGGUAGAUUUUUCAUGAUCAGCGGCGCAAACAUAACCUGCGCCUGUACGCGCAGUCCGAACGGUGUUGCGCGUUACAGUCAUCUUGGCGAUGGCUAUUUGGACUUGAUACUGGUGCGAAAGACAACGCUUUUCAAUAACAUACGACUACUCUUGAAUAUGGCGGGGCACAACGGUGAUAUUAGAUCUUUACCUUUUGUAGAAACUUAUCGCACUAAAAGCUUUUCCUUCCGCUCUCCCAAUGCCAAUCUUGAGGACUUAUAUAGCAUUCGAGGCUCCUGUCAGCCAAUUGCCGAAUCAGCAGUGGGUUAUGAUGAUAAAAAUCUGUCGCGCUGGAAUUGCGAUGGUGAGGUCAUCUACGAUCAGGAACUAACUAUGAUUUCUCAUUGUCAACUUAUUGAUGUCUUCAUGUGUGGCCCACACGUCUACAACAAACCCUUUAAAGGUGACAAGAGAUCGUCAUUGCUGUGCUGCUGCUGCUGCUGUGGUUGUUGUAAAUCGGAUGAUUAACAUAGCGCUAACAUUUUGGAAUUCUUCAUAUUUAAGUUGAAAAGUAUGAUCUUAGAAAAGUUGAUGGGUACAACAAUCGUAUGCUGUUUUAUAUUGACAACAAUAAUGUACUUGCGCAAACGUGUCUUUUCCAAUUAGCUGAAAGUAAAAACUGGAAUAUAUUUAUAAUGAUAAUAAUACAAUACUACGAAUUAUAUAAGCCUAAACAAAGAGGAAAUCCGAUAAUUACGUAAUAGAAAAUGUAUGCACAAAUGCAAUUAUGCUUUCGAGAAUGCUAAGAACGAAGUUGGAAAAAAUCUUAUAAUUACGUAUUUACAUAUAUUUUAAGUGCUUUACAUACCUACAUACAUAUAUAAUAUUAUUUCGCUACUAUUCGAUAUCCAUUCCUCUUAAGUUCUAAAGAUAUUUUGAGUAUGUGCACAUAUAUAUAUAUAUAUAUUAAAGCAUAUCGCAAUUAAACAUUCCUUUAUCAGUAUGAAAAAUAAUUAUGUAAACACUCAUUACAAAUACGAACGUACAUAUGUACAUAUAUAAUUUAUUA
This is a messenger RNA of Ceratitis capitata (Mediterranean fruit fly), 3329 nucleotides long. Its product is annotated as ceramide kinase. The transcript has 5 exons. Bases 659 to 2788 code for a protein of 709 amino acids. The record is from RefSeq and is a predicted model, not a curated record. NCBI's taxonomy places the organism in Eukaryota, Metazoa, Arthropoda, Insecta, Diptera, Tephritidae. Gene Ontology annotation, molecular function: kinase activity.